UAAUAUGAUAUAUGAAUAAUUUUAUUCAUUUAUCAUUAAUUGGUAAUUGGUGAUGUAAUGAAUUUGAAUUCAAUUUUUUCAUCAUACCCAGUUCUCGACAUUCACGUAUUAUUAUUAUUUACUAUUUAGACUGGUCUGCUUCAUUCACAGCCUGUAGUGUCGGCUCAACAAUCUGAGAUUUGUUCGUUUGUGCAUUUAUUUGACAUAAAUGUGUAUUGUUGCUAGAUCCAUCAAUGAAGGAACGAUUGUUACAAUGGUUCGUUCUCGUAAUGGUGAUUGCCUCUGUUGUUGGCGGAGAGAAAAGAAAUUCUAAAGAUGACGAGGAUGACAGUUAUGAUCUAAGGACCAACGAUGUAGAUGAACAUGAUGAUGCUACCAACCGUAUGCUGCAGCUCAUCAAUAAUGCUGCCAUGAAAAUUGUUGAUGCUCCAGAUUUAUCAAAGGAAAAAUCUUCUGAUCAGUCUCAAGAACAAUUAAAAACAGAAGAUUUAGAUGCCACUGAUAAUUUACAGCUAGUUAAAUUUCCAACAGUUGGUUUGUUUAACUACUGGGCAGAUAUGUCAAAUGAUGACAUUAGUGUACAACAUAUGAAAAUCGAUGAUGAUAUUGAUGAUGACAUUGAUGUUACGGAUUGGAAGGAACCAGUUAGAGAUCCUCCGAGUUCGUCCAGAGAAGAAGAAGCGGAACAAUUAUAUCAGGCUGGUUUGAAAAAAUUGAAAUCAACCCUUGGUGAUCAUUUAGAUGCUUAUGAAUACUUCUACAGAGCUCAAACAUUAGACCACGAAGAAGCAAAAGCAAAAUUUGCUUUCGCUCUCUUAUUUGGCUUGAAAUACACUCAAAAUAUUCCCAAAGCAUAUGAAAUAUUCAAUGAAUUAUCAAAAAAAGGAAAUCCAGAUGCUCAUUUGGGUAUGGGCUUCUUGUAUGCUGUUGGAUUACACCUUCCUGUGAGUCAGCCAAAAGCACUUGUACAUUAUGUUAUGGCUGCAGUAGGCGGUAAUGUAUUGGCCCAAUUAGCAUUGGGAUACCGAUAUUUUGCUGGAGCCACAGUGGCAUAUAGUUGUGAAAAGUCAUUGGAAUACUAUCGAGCAGUUGCAAACAAUGUGGCAAACGAGUUAUCUUUAUCUGGUGGACCGCUCGUGCAACGUAUAAAGUUAAUGGAGGAAAUGGACAAUCCAAAUUAUAAUAGUGGAAUUGUAGAUUCUGAUUUGUUAGACUAUUAUAAAAUGUUAGCUAAUAAAGGAGAUGCUCAAGCUCAAGUUGGAUUAGGCCAGUUAUAUUUACAAGGUGGUAGAGGUGUACCAAUCGAUAUACAAACUGCUUAUUAUUAUUUUCAAAGAGCUGCCGAGAAUGGUAAUGGUCUUGCAUAUGGUUUUCUUGGAAAGAUAUUUUUGGAAGAGCGAGAUGAUGUUAAACCUGAUUAUGAAAAAGCUCAUGAAUAUUUUUAUAAAGCUGCAAAAUUGAAAAAUCCAGUUGGUCAGAGUGGUCUUGGUUAUAUGUAUUUGCAUGGUCUCAAUGUAGCUCAGGAUUAUUCAGAAGCCUUAAAUUGGUUUACCCUGGCUGCUGAACAAGGUUGGGUUGAAGGACAUUUAUAUGUGGGAAUCAUCUAUUACAAGGGAUUGGGCGUAAAACGAGAUUAUAAAUUGGCAGUUAAAAAUUUUGGCUUGGCAUCUAAAUCUGGUAAUCUGUUGGCUUACUUCAAUAUGGCACAAAUGCAUGCAUCUGGUAUUGGCGUACUGCGUUCCUGUACAACUGCUUUAGAGUUAUUCAAAAACGUCGCAGAACGUGGUAAAUGGGGUGGAUAUUUAAUGCACGCUUACAAUUCAUAUAAAGAAAAUCAAUUUGAAGAGUCGUUUGUUUUAUAUUCUUUCUUGGCUGAAAUGGGGUAUGAGGUAGCACAAAGCAAUACUGGUUUCAUAUUAGAUAGAGGAGAUGUUAACAUCUGGGAAACUGAAAAAGAACGCUAUGUCCGUGCAAUGAUGUAUUGGAGUAGAUCAGCUGCUCAAGGGUAUGCAGCGGCACAGUUGAAACUGGGAGAUUAUCAUUAUUAUGGUCUCGGGACCAAAAUAGACUUUGAGCUAGCUGCUAAUCAUUAUCGACAGGCAUCUGAGCAACAUCACAAUGCCCAGGCAAUGUUCAAUUUGGGUUAUAUGCACGAAAUGGGCUUAGGAAUGGAACAAGACAUCCAUUUGGCAAAACGAUGUUACGAUAUGGCUGCAGAAACUAGUCUAGAUGCAAAAGUGCCUGUAUUUUUAGCCUUAACUAAACUUAAUCUAUUUCACAUGGUAAACGAUUAUUACACUGAAUUUCUAAAUUUUAUUAAUGUUCUUUCAAAUGAUGUUGCUGAGCCAAUGGGUUUCAAUUGGGAUUUAUAUUUGAUAGCCGUACUGUUUGCAUUACUUUCCUACAUAAUAUAUUUGCGAAGACCUAAUAGGCAACCACAAAAUGUGUAAAAACACAACAAUAUAUAUUAUUUUUCAUUAAUUUUUUUACACAAAAUAAUAAUUAUUAAAAAACCUUGGAAGACUGUACAGUACUUGUUAAAAUAAAUAUAUAUAUAUAAUAUAUAUUAAUUAUAUUUUUGUUCUCUGUAUUUGCUUACAACACUGAUGCAAUUAUGUGUUUAAUUAUUAUUUUGGUAGACUAAUGAUUUAAAAUUCAAGUCCGUAAAUUAAACAUUAAAGUUCAGAAGAAAUAAAAUGUAGUAAUUACUCAGAAUACUUUAUUAUUCUGGUUAUAUUGGUGAUUUAUAGUGAUUAUUAUUAUUUAUUAAUUAUAUUUUAUUUGUUGAAAAAUCGUUAUUAUUUCCAUUGCAGUGAAUUAUAAAAUAUUUCUAUGCUGUAAGACGGUUAAUUUAAUUUUUUUUUUUGAGGUGACUGAAUUAUUAUUAUUUAUUUGUGUUAUUUAUUCUUUAAAAUUUUACAUUCCUGUUCUGUGAAUAUUAAAUGAUUCCUUAAUUAUUAUCAAACAGUUAAAUAGUGAUCAGUAAUGACACAUUUCAUUAAUAUUAGUAUACAAUUUGUGUUUUAAACUAGAAAGAAAAACUAUUGUACCAAGUUUAGAAGCAACUUAAAAACCUCAUUUUAUGGUUAUAAAUUACGUUUAAUAUAACAUAAAAGAAAAUUAAUGUAAAUGUACCUAUUAAUAUAAAUGUUAACAAUAUAAUUUAUACUUAAAAAGAAUCUAUGCAUUUUUUUUUCAUAUAAUAUGUAUAGACUAACUAUAUAACAAUACCUUCCUACCUUUUAAAUUCUAUGAUGUAAAUAAAAUAAUACAAAUUAGCUUAUGUCUACAACAUUAAUAAAUAUUGAAUAUAUAGUAUUCAAUAUAUCACGGAUAUUAAGUGUUAAAUAUUAUUUUGCAUACUCCGUGAUCGAAAGCCUUUGUUGGUUAAAGAUUGUGCUACAUUGUACUGAAUUUUAAUGUAUUUUAAUAUGUAUUGAAUUAAUAUUGUAUUUAGUGUUUGUAAAUAUGCUUUAAAUGUUGUAUAUGAGUAAUGAUAUUUUGUUGUAUAUUAAACUAAUAUUAAAUUAUAAAAAA
Molecule: messenger RNA, 3537 nt
Organism: Acyrthosiphon pisum (pea aphid)
Lineage: Eukaryota; Metazoa; Arthropoda; Insecta; Hemiptera; Aphididae
Gene: Hrd3
Product: HMG-coA reductase degradation 3
Exons: 13
Coding region: 234-2450 (738 amino acids)
Biological process (GO): ERAD pathway
Cellular component (GO): endoplasmic reticulum membrane
Molecular function (GO): protein binding
Source: RefSeq, a predicted model, not a curated record